ACGUCUUUCUCAGUUCGGAGUUCAGACACAUUUAAACAAAAAAAUUCAUAAAAUGCUCGCGGGAGUGGCCACUGCACACUACACUGCCCAGUGGCCACCCGCCACUGCAUUCAUCCCACACUCCAAACAUUAAUUCUCAGGAAAAAAAACAAAACAAGCGGCGUGAUGGCGGCGAAACGGCUUAUUGUCGUCGUGGAGAGCACCGCCGCCAUGGGGCCCUAUUGGGAGACCAUUCUGAGGGAUUAUCUCGACAAGAUUAUCAGAUGUUUUGGUGAAAAUGACUCAACUGUGCAGAACUCUUGUUCCAAUGUGGAGUUUGCUCUAGUCUCCUAUAAUACACAUGGAUGUUAUUCUGGUUGUCUUGUGCAACGGACUGGCUGGACAAGAGAUCCAGAUGUUUUCUUCAUGUGGCUAUCAUCUAUACCCUUUAGUGGUGGCGGUUUUAAUGAUGCAGUGAUUGCUGAAGGGCUUGCUGAAGCUCUGGUGAUGUUCCCAAAUUCUCAAAGUGGAGACCCUAAUCAGCAGAAUGUAGACAUGCACCAGCAUUGCAUCCUUGUUGCAGCAAGUAAUCCUUAUCCGUUGCAGACACCAAUUUAUGUUCCGCAACUGCAGAACCUAGAGCAGAGUGAAACCAUUGACUCAUUCCCAGGGAACCGUUUAUAUGAUGCUGAAGCUGUAGCUAAAGCAUUUCCUCAGUUUUCUAUUUCUCUAUCAGUCAUCUGCCCGAAAGAACUUCCUAAAAUUAAAGGCAUCUACAAUGCAGGAAAUCGAAAUAGUAAAGCAGCUGAUCCACCAGUUUUGGCUAAAACCCCUCAUUUUCUUAUUUUAAUAUCAGAAGGUUUCAGGGAAGCACAGGGUGCAUUAAAGGUUGGUGAGAGUUGCAGCAAAAUGGCCCCCUGUAAUGCAAAUAGUUCAGCUUAUAUCUCAAGCCACAUGAAUAACAAAGAAUAUGUAGUUUUUCAGGCAAUGAACCCAUAUGGAUUUCGUGGUCACCUGGAGGAUAAGAAAAAGCUGCUGCUUCAAAGGUUGCUAUUCUGGAUAAAUAGAGAACUUGAGAUUGUGGCCUUGCUGCAAUUCUUAUUUGGCAAAUAGUCUUUCCAAGCACUUUUCCUUUUCUCUUUGUGGCUAUGCUUUCUCGUGGAUACCUGCGAAGAAGCUCCGGGUGAUAUCGACCAUUUGAGAUGCUAAAAUAAUCUGAAAGCAUUAUUUUGAGAGCAGGCAUCUGAAUUGACCCAAGAAUGUUCACGUGAAAGCCACACAACUAGAGAAAGAAAAACGUUAUGCAACUCAAGACGCUACUUGUCAGCUUGAUUGUGCCAUUUAACUUGACAUGGAGGUGCUCGAGUUUAGGCUGAACGACAUAAUAAUAUAAUCAUAUUAGUAGUUUAAUAUUGUUUUAAUCAUUUAUUUCAAUUAUUUUUUUUUAUUUUUAAUAAUUUAAUAUCUCAGUUAUUGGU
Molecule: messenger RNA, 1457 nt
Organism: Glycine soja
Lineage: Eukaryota; Viridiplantae; Streptophyta; Magnoliopsida; Fabales; Fabaceae
Product: mediator of RNA polymerase II transcription subunit 25-like
Exons: 12
Coding region: 166-1092 (308 amino acids)
Biological process (GO): positive regulation of transcription by RNA polymerase II
Cellular component (GO): transcription regulator complex; mediator complex
Source: RefSeq, a predicted model, not a curated record